Molecule: messenger RNA, 1924 nt
Organism: Amyelois transitella
Lineage: Eukaryota; Metazoa; Arthropoda; Insecta; Lepidoptera; Pyralidae
Product: U3 small nucleolar ribonucleoprotein protein MPP10
Exons: 1
Coding region: 122-1903 (593 amino acids)
Biological process (GO): rRNA processing
Cellular component (GO): sno(s)RNA-containing ribonucleoprotein complex; Mpp10 complex; nucleus
Source: RefSeq, a predicted model, not a curated record
UUUGACAACUCAUUUGUAAAAUAAGUUAACCUCGUGUUGGUUUGGUUUAUGUUGGUUAAAUUAUUUACGAAAAUGAUUUUUCAAUGAAAACUCUUUAAAAUCAAUAGAAAAACAGAAGAAAAUGGCUAGUACAAAAUUGAAAAGUUUUAUCGAUAAGUUCGACAGUUUUACGCAAAAACCUGUGAAUUACCUCGUUGUACAAGAUGGUAUAAAGGACGAUUUAAAAACCUUUGUGAAAAACCUAUACGAUUACACAAAAUCGGAGGAAAGCGGAAGCAAAAAGAAGAAAGUGAGUGUCUUAAAAAAACUUAUAGUAGAUGGGUUUGAUGAGGAGCAGAUAUGGCAGCAACUGGAACUCCAAAACUCGGAAUCUUGGGACAAGCUAGUAUGGGAAGUAGCCAACUGCAUGUCGUCUAAAAGUGAUCUAUUAUUUCCAGUUGAAGUAAAAACUACUGAAUCAGAAAAGGAUGACAAUGAUCACUCAGCGGAUGAGAGUGAUAAUGAUGAUUCCGGCCAAGAAUUUGUUGAGUCUGUUGAUAAAAUUGAGAAGCAAAAGAAAGCGACUAAAAAGACUAAAGGUUCUAUUGUUGAUGACAAGUUUUUCAAGCUGAAGGACAUGGAGAAGUUUUUGAUAAAUGAGGAGAAGAAAGAAAGUGGCAAGAAAGUUAUUGAGGCAGACAGUGAUGAGGAAUCUAUUGAUUUGUUUGAAGAUAAUGAUAAGGAAUCUGAUGAUGAAGAAGGAGGUAACAAUAUGAUGUAUACAGACUUUUUUGAUAAACUAGAUGGUGGUCCUGAUGAAGUGGUGGAUGGCGAUCAAGUGGUGGAUGGCGAUGAAGUAGUAGAUGGUGAUGAAGUUUAUGAACAUGGCAGUGAAAGAGAUGAUGAUCAAAUUGAGUCUGAAGAGGAGUCAGAAUCUGGACCAGUAAAAUCAAAGCCUGAAAAGAAAAAAGUUAAAUUUGCUGGUUUAUCAUCCGAUGAUGAUGAUAGUGAGGAUUCUGCAGAAGAAACUGACAAUUUGAAUAAGAAACCAGAAACUGACGAAAAGAAAUCUGAAUUUGAGCAGCGUCAGCAACGUCUCCAGCAAACAAUAGCUAGGUUAGAGGAGAAAUCACUAAAAGAAGCUCCGUGGCAGCUUAAAGGGGAAGUCAAUGCCGCAAAAAGACCUCAAAAUUCAUUACUAGAAGAAGUUGUUGAUUUUGAUUUGACGAGUAGACCUCCUCCAUUGAUUACGGAACAGACCACUUUGACUCUAGAAGAUAUUAUUAAACAGAGGAUCAAAGACAAAGCUUGGGAUGACGUCGAGAAAAAAGUAAAGCCAGUUGACGACCAACUGUCCUUCCGUAAGACAGAAAUCAUUGAUCAAUCAAAGAGCAAACUAAGUUUAGCUCAAGUGUAUGAAGCAGAAUAUCUAAAACAAAAACAGGCGAUGUCCGGAGAAGUUGAAGAGGAAAAAGAACCGGAGAUUCACACAGAAAUACGAGAUUCAAUGAGCGAGCUGUUUGCUAAACUUGAUGCUUUGUGUAACUAUCAUUAUACACCCAAAGCACCACAAGCUGAAGUUAAGAUUGUUAGUAACACACCCGCUAUUUCAAUGGAGGAAGUUGCUCCGGUAGCAACAAGCGAUGCAGCGUUGUUAGCUCCUGAAGAAGUCAAAAAGAAGCAGAAAGGUGACUUGAUAAGUAAAGAAGAGAGAACACAAACGGACAAGAAUAGAGAAAGGAGGAAAAAGAAGAAAUUGCAAAGACUCAAAGGAAAGGUUAUGAAGGUAACGGAACAUAGGAAUACUAAGAAAGGUGUUGAGAGUAACGAUAAAUCGUUGAAGACAUCUAAAGCGUUCUUCCAACAACUGAACGAUGAAGCUGGUAGUUUAGUUAAGUCUAAGAAAACUAAGAAUAAGGGAUAAUAAAUGUUUUGCAAAAUAUGA